Messenger RNA from Procambarus clarkii (red swamp crayfish), 2897 nucleotides. Lineage: Eukaryota; Metazoa; Arthropoda; Malacostraca; Decapoda; Cambaridae. The record is from RefSeq and is a predicted model, not a curated record.
AGGCAAGAUGCUGUUGGGGUACAGUGACCUGGAGCUCGCUAACAAGGGCGGUUACGACCUUGUUCACUACGAUGACCUCGCCUACGUUGCCUCUGCCCACCAGGAGCUGCUCAAGACGGGAGCGUCGGGGAUGAUCGCCUACCGUCUUCAGACGCGGGACGGAACGUGGCAGUGGCUGCAAACCUCCUCAAGACUAGUCUACAAGAACUCCAAGCCAGACUUCAUCAUCUGUACCCACCGGCCGCUUAUGGAAGAGGAGGGGCGGGACCUGCUGGGGAAGCGGACGAUGGACUUCAAGGUCUCGUACCUGGACCCGGGACUCACACAGUCCUAUCUCUGCGACUCGGAGCUCCCGCAGCUCUACGCCUCCCGCAUGAGCCGCAAGUACAAGACGCAGUUGCGGGACUUCCUCACCACGUGCCGCACCAAGAGGAGCUACACCAACCUCUCCGACACGGCCUACAGCAACUACAACAACAUGUACGGCACCUCGGCCUACACGGCCGACAACGGCCUGUACAUGCAGCAGAACCUGGGCAACCUGCAGUCGCUCUACCCGGCCAGCUACCUCCCCGCCGACAACCUGUUCCACUACCGACAGCUCGGGUCCUACUACCCGGACUACGUCACCCACGGCUACGUCAGCAACGGCUACGUCGACCCCGCGCGCCCCUGCCUGGGCUACGACACGACGGGACUCACUAAGACAGCGGCCGAGCAGAAGCUGUACUGCACGACGCAGCUCGACGCCUCCAAGUACCAGUACAAGCCGACGGACGCCUACACGACCGUCUACGGCAGCAACGCCGUCCUGCCGUCGCUCGAGCACAAGUACAGCGACCUGCGGGAGGUGCGGCGGGACGACCCCUCGGCCCUGGCGUCCCUCGGGGCGCUGGCGGCCACCCCAGGCAUCACCACCAGCACCGCCGCCACCAGCACCGCCAGCACCGCCACCCACAAGGAGGAGAGCAAGGAGAGCGACACGUACGCCAACACGACCCGCCAGACGGUGCUCAUGUGGGGCUCGGCCUCGCACGACUACGACCCCAACAAGAAGUACACGGAGGUGCCCGUGUCGUCGGCGUCGCUAGACCCGAGCCUCGGCGGCGUCGCCUGCAAGUGGGGCACCGCCACGCCAGCGUCGACGCCGGGUGCCAGAAGUAGUGCCGGAGGCUCCCCCCACGGGGGCGAGGGGGCGUCGCCCCACGCGGGGGUGCCCCCGAGUGCCCACACCGUCGCCCACGGGGCCGUGGCGCCAGCGGGUAAGGCUGCGUACGGCUACAGCGAGGGCGGCGAGGUAUGGCACCACCAGUACUAUCCUUACCACCCGUAUCACACCCCGCAAGGGAAGGAGGAAGGUGUUCUGUGUGGGAGCCCAGAAGUGACCUCUGACACACCACUUCUCGCCCAGUCCUGAGGGCAGCUUGUGACCCGAUGCCUCCAGAGUCAGGUCAUGGGGUCACCAUCACCACAGUCCAUGAAACAAGACCUUCAGGUCAUUGAAUCACCACCACAGCCCACGACCCAAGACUUCCAGGUCUUGGGGUCACCUCUACCAGCGCCCAUGAAUCAUGACCUGCAGACUCAGGUCAUGGGGUCACCACAUCCCCAGCCCAUGAAUCAUGACCUGCAGACUCAGGUCAUGGGGUCACCACAUCCCCAGCCCAUGAAUCAUGACCUGCAGACUCAGGUCAUGGGGUCACCACAUCCCCAGCCCAUGAAUCAUGACCUGCAGACCCAGGUCAUGGGGUCACCUCACCCCCAGCCCAUGAACCAUGAUCUACAGACCCAGGUCAUGGGGUCACCUCACCCCCAGCCCAUGAACCAUGAUCUACAGACCCAGGUCAUGGGGUCACCUCACACCCAGCCCAUGAAUCAUGACCUGCAGACCCAGGUCAUGGGGUCACCUCACCCCCAGCCCAUGAACCAUGAUCUACAGACCCAGGUCAUGGGGUCACCUCACACCCAGCCCAUGAAUCAUGACCUGCAGACCCAGGUCAUGGGGUCACCUCACCCCCAGCCCAUGAACCAUGACCUCCAGACCCAGGUCAUGGGGUCACCAGCACGUCCGCAGAUGAUGGUGCAGCAAAGCCCAUGAAGCCAAAAGGUCAAUGCACGAAUUCUUCGCCGAACUAAUUCAACAAAUUGUCUAAACGAUCGAUUUGCUGGAAAUAGCCCAAGGCUCUCAGAAAGCUAACUGAAGCUACGUGAGAAUAAACUAAAAGCCUGGUGAGGUCACUAAGUCCAAUAUGGGGUUAUUGGAAGUCCGGUAGGGCUAGUGCAAGUCCAGCGAGGCUCCUGGAAUUGCCGUGGGGUUACUAGAUGUUCGAUGGAGCUGCUGGAAGUCCGAUGUGUGAGACUGGAAGUCCGAUGGAGGUACUGGAAGGCCAGCAGGAGGUUAUACAAGGGGGGCAAACAAAAGGUUUGAAGCAAUGAUGAUACAAACAGGAGAGCUGCUUGAUUCUUCUACCAUGGGAUCUGGGAGCUUAUCACAGCUGGCAAGGCUGUCUGCCUCACCCGUGCAACAACAGCUGGGUGGAACGCCUGCCACACCUCCACAUCAGGUGACAUAUGGUGUUUACGAUAAGCCAACACAACCAUAUUUCUUAAGGAUCCAGAGACUUGAGAAGGUUGCUGGAGUGUGCGGUAAGAAACCAAGGGAGUCGUUAGGAAAUUGUGAAGAUUAUAGAGUUGGAGAAACGAAUUUGACUUCGCGUCCAAAAACACUCCGUAAGAGUGAUCACCUUUUUCUUUUUCUUUCUUACCACAAAGUGAUCUUCGAUUCCUCUAAGAGGUUUGUGUAGGAUGUUCUGUAACAGAAUGAAACAGUCUUACGACACAUUAUGAAAAAUACGUGACUAAAUAUGCACUUCAACUAAGGCGAUGAAAAAGAAAGA